Drosophila eugracilis is the source of this 1896-nucleotide messenger RNA. RefSeq names its product zinc finger BED domain-containing protein 4. Gene Ontology annotation, molecular function: DNA binding; protein dimerization activity. Lineage: Eukaryota; Metazoa; Arthropoda; Insecta; Diptera; Drosophilidae. The transcript is spliced from 3 exons. The record is from RefSeq and is a predicted model, not a curated record. Bases 52 to 1887 code for a protein of 611 amino acids.
UAUGCACAUCCGCAAAAAGUGUACAAUUUGGGAUUUAUCAAGUCUGGAACCAUGAGCAAGAAGAGCAAUGUGUGGCAGUACUUCUACAAGACAUCUGGCACAGUGGCCACUUGCCUUUUGUGCAACAGGAACUAUUCGAGAAGAGGACGCGGCACCACUUGCCUUCGAAAUCAUCUGAAAAGCAAGCACCCACCAGAGUUCCUAGCUCUAUCCGGGGACAUAAAGUUCCUGGACCUGGUAAAAAGAGAGAUCUCUAUCGGUUCGCCACAUCACCCCACAGCGCAAUUGGAAUUAAAUUUGCAUGAAACUGAUCCAGAUCCUUUGGAUACGGACGAAAUUUCUUACAACCCGCGCUCUGAUGAGAAGUUGGCCCUCAUGCUAUUGAACCACUCAUUUGAGUUCAUCGAAGAAAGCACAUUCGUAAAUUUUGUAAGGGUGCUUCAGCCAAGAUUUCUGAUUCAACCAAGGAGCUACUAUGAGAAUAUACUAUGCGAGGAUAUACACAGAAAAAUGCAAGAGCACCUAAAAAAGCAGCUGAAUCUUCUGGAUGCCGUAUCGUUAUCUACAAGCCUUUACCAGGAUCAAAAUGGCGAAGGGCUUUUAAGUCUAUCUUGUUCUGGAAUCUCAGGAGAUUUUCAGAGUGUCCGGCUAAUGCUUAAAUGCGAAGCCUUAAAUUCUGAAAGCACUUCUAAAGUAGCUUGUUAUAUUCGGGAUCUAAUACCCAGUUCGACGAUAGAGAUUCCCAAGGAGAAGACGCAUUGCAUCAUCAGGGAUGAGAUCACAGCUCUGCCAGGAUCUCUGCCCGAUUGUAGUGUACAUCGCCUGCAUAUGUGCGUGAGGAUUGCUUUGCAAUCGAACGAAUUGCUCCAGAAUCUUUCAUCCAAAUGCAAGCAAAUAGUUGACCAUUUUGCUUCUUCUAAGAUGGCCAAUGAUCAUCUAAAAUUCAUACAAGAGAUUCGCCUGACGCGAGAUCCAUGUAGACUUAAGCCUUUUGAUCCUUUUCAAUGGAAUUCCACCUUCCACAUGAUGGCCAGCGUAUUCAGAAUGAAAGAUGCCGUCUCCUUAUAUUGCGAGGAGUAUAAUCUGGUUCAAAUAUACCCUGAUGAAUGGAUAGAGAUUGAUUUGUGCAAUAAAGUUAUGCAGCCUUGUGAGGAAACAAUUAAGAUUUGGAGCAAUCCCUUAACGACAACAUCAUCAGUAAUUCCAUUAGUGGCCGCAUUACGGGAUUCUCUUCGAACAGAUGUUCAUAAUUAUGUUUCCUCAGUGACUAUUUGUAGUUUCGCCAGAAAGUUGCUUGAAGAACUGGAAAUUAAAUUUUCCCACGUCUUAAGCGAUAUGAAAUUUUUGAUGGCCACGUAUUUGGAUCCAAGAUAUAAGCAAGCAUUUUUCACGGAGCGAGAGGAGCACUUGGUGGCCAAUGAAAUUUUGAUUCUGCUCGGUAGAGCUCAAGAAGAUCUCAACGGUCAACCGCCGUUAAAAAUAAUCAAAGUAUCAUCCACCUCCUCCCUUAAAAAUGAAUCAAAGAUUGAUAGUAUACUAGAUAGCAUACUAACAACCGGAUCCACCAACACGCAACAUGCGACAACAUCAUUCGGUUCUCAGUCACAGAUUAAGAAUCUACUAUAUCUAUAUAACUCCGAACCUAGAAUCGAUAGAAAUAUGGAUCCUUUAAUGUGGUGGAAGACAAACAUAAAAUACAAUUCUUUGUAUUCCAUUGUUAGGAAAUUUCUAUCAGCACCAGCAUCUAGUGUUGCUAGUCAACGCUUAUUCAGAGAAUCUACACAUUUGUAUUUCGAUAUGCGAGCGGGUUUGAGCUCCGAAAAUGCAUCCAAAAUGUUGUUGAUAAAGUCUAAUUUUAGCUUUAGCAAUUCAGAGUUCAAGGAGUAGAAAAAAUUU